Messenger RNA from Pisolithus orientalis, 949 nucleotides. RefSeq names its product acyl-CoA N-acyltransferase. The transcript has a single exon. Bases 136 to 822 code for a protein of 228 amino acids. The record is from RefSeq and is a predicted model, not a curated record. Gene Ontology annotation, molecular function: acyltransferase activity, transferring groups other than amino-acyl groups. Lineage: Eukaryota; Fungi; Basidiomycota; Agaricomycetes; Boletales; Pisolithaceae.
AGUUUGCACCGAGACUGGUGCGGAAGGCUGUUAUCCAAAUCUGUGAGUGACUGGGUUCACAUGCCAUGCUCGUGGUGAGGUCCGUAGGGCGAUUGAGAUAACUACACAUGGAGAUCCGCAGCCCACUAGCCGAAGAUGCCUGCUUUCAUUCGUCCAGCAACGAGGGCCGACGAGCCAGCGCUCUCCAGAAUCUGUCUUCUGACAGCCGAUGCUGGUGUCUCUGCUGAGGGUAUACAUGCUUACCCUGAGCUUCCUGGACUGAUCUAUGCUCUCCCCUACGUUAACCUCCCCGGUACCUGGGCAUUCCUCCUCGUUGAUAAGCCUCCUGAGGAUAGUGAGAACGAAGACGUGGUGGGAUAUUGUAUCGGUUCGCUCGACACUCGCAUCUUCGAAGCGGCGGCAUCUGAGAGAUGGUGGCCGCCCCUUCGCGCCCAGUUCGGGCCUCUCUUGGAACCCAACCAACGGGUAGAGCCCCCGCUCAAGCAGGCGGACCGCACGUACAUUAACACCAUUCUCAACUUCACCCCAGCAUCUGACGCUCAGAUCAAGUUCUCUCCUGCACAUUUACACAUAAACAUUUUGCCUUCACAUCAGAAUAAGGGGUAUGGAAAACAACUAAUUGGGAGGGUGAUACGAUAUUUGAAGGAGCAAGGCAUGGCAGGGGUAUGGUUACAGAUGGACUCCAGGAAUGUGAAGGCAGCGGGCUUCUACUCGAGACUUGGGUUCGGCCUUGUUGAGGGCACGCCUCCAACUGUAGUAGGAAUCACAGUCGAACAGUGGGAAGAGAAGUGGGGGGAAUUGGACAACGAGCCAUCUCAUUAGUAGUCUACGGUACUCGCCAAUGUCUGAUUCUUCGUUUUACCUGCUGGUAUCAUCACUCCGGUUCAGCUUGAACACCAAGUUACCCUCCUACACCACUUAUAUACCGGGUUGUCUUCAUGCGCUAUUG